Molecule: messenger RNA, 894 nt
Organism: Medioppia subpectinata
Lineage: Eukaryota; Metazoa; Arthropoda; Arachnida; Sarcoptiformes; Oppiidae
Source: the annotation of a GenBank genome assembly
AUGUUUCAUAUUAAUUGUAGAUGUGUAAUAUUGCAACAACCAUUUAUUGAUGUAAUGAGUAAUAAACAACAGUUGGGAAACUUUGUUAGGAUUUCUGUUGGUGGAGAACUUGGUAUCGAAUGGCUCAUUGAAUCGGAUUAUAGCCCAAGUUUUCUAAACGAGAGAAUCGAGGCUUACAUCCAAUGGAUUCACAAAUAUAUUGAAGACAUGAAUGAAACAGAUUUUGAGACUCAAAGACAGGCUUUGAUUACUAGAAAACUUGUGAAACCGAUGAAUAUUUACACAAAAUUUAAGAAAAUUUUGAAUGAAAUUGAAUCAAAAGAAUCUAAUUUUAAUCGACAGGAGAUUGAAGUGAACGCUAUUAAAGAGACCACAAAACAAGAUAUCAUUCACUUCUUUAAGUAUUGCGAGAGGAUAUCCAAACAUAAGUUAGUGUUAGUGGAUGUGGUAAGUGAUGGACAGGUAAUGGGCAUGUGUUGGCUGCUGUUGUGGCCACCACUGGAUCAGUUGAUGAUAUCAACUAACUGUCGACGCACGUGUCCAAAGUGGUUGAACACCCAAUCGAUGGUAGUGACCAACACCUGUCGACAUUGUCUUUGUGUGCCAUCGCUGACCAUAACCUCCAAUCGGGUCCCAUAUAGUGUGUCCACCCGUUGGCCACCGUUGCCAACGAAUCCGAUGUUGAAUUUCAUGUUAGGUGUCUUGAGAUCAAAACAUCUGUCCCACGACUCCCCCGAUCGCCGCAAACUGACUGUCAGUAUAGUAACUGAUAAUCCAAUCAAUGAAAAAGAUAUCAGAGAUCUCAACACCAAUGAUAUGCCGACAUCGACUGAAAUACCGGAAUCGAUAAUUAUUGAAAAUAUCGCACAAUUCAAGACACGUUUUGUUAUGUAG